AUGGGCCAGCCGUCCUUUGAGGCAUCCAAUGCCAUCAUCUACCUCACCUACGGGGCCUUUCUGGUCCUCGGCACUGCAAUCGCCUGGAAGCUCCGUAGCCAAGUAAAGACAGACUUCCUCUCCAGUAAUGGAACCCAGACUGCCUGGCCUUUGGCCCUGAACUUCAUCGCUUCGGCGCUCGGUUCCGGAGUCUUAACCACCUAUCCCGAAGUGGCGACCCUCACCGGCGUCCAGGGAAUGCUCAUUUACGCCUUCUCGUCUGCCUUGCCCAUGCUCAUCUUUGGUGCGCUUGGCCCCAUCAUCCGUCGCCAGUGCCCCGAGGGCUUCGUCUUGACCGAAUGGGUCAGGCAGCGAUAUGGCACUCUUGCCAUGCUCUGGCUCAGCUUCAUGACCCUCGUCACCCUCUUUUUGUACAUGAUCUCGGAGCUCUCUGCAAUUGGCCAGAUUGUCACCCUCUUGACUGGUCUUGAUGGUUUGCCCGUCAUGAUUGUCCAGUGCGUUGUGACUACCAUCUAUACGUCUCUGGGAGGAUUCAAGAUUUCUUUCCUCACAGAUACCGUCCAGGGCUCCAUGGUCGUCGGUCUGAUCAUCAUGGGCACCAUCGCUGUCGGCGUCAAUGUCAAGAUCCAGCCAGGUCUUGUGGAGGAGUCUGGCUACCUCGAGGCCAGCCUUGUUGGAUGGCAGCUUCUCUACAUUCUGCCCGUCGCUAUCUUCACCAACGACUUCUUCCUGUCGCAGUUUUGGCUGCGAACCUUCUCUUCCAAGACUGACAAGGACUUGUGGAUUGGCGUCUCGGUCGCAACAGUCGCCCUCCUCUGCAUCCUCACCCUCGUGGGAUCCAGCGGCCUCAUCGCGACUUGGUCUGGUGCUUGGCCCGGCGACCCACCCCAGCUCGGUUCCGUCGCCUUCUUCACCCUCCUCGAGCAGCUGCCCAACUGGGUCGUUGGCGUUAUCCUCGUCAUGACCGUCUCGCUCAGCACCGCCGCCUUCGACAGCUUCCAGAGCGCCAUGGUCUCUUCCGCCUCCAACGAUCUCUUCCGCAACAAGAUCAACAUUUGGUUCAUCCGCGCUCUCGUCGUCCUCAUCAUCUUCCCCGUUGUCGCCAUCGCCAUCAAGGCCCCCUCUGUCCUUCAAAUCUACCUCAUCAGCGACCUGGUCUCCGCGUCUACUGUGCCCGUGCUCCUUCUUGGCCUCUCCAGCCGCUUCUACUGGUGGCGCGGCUUCGAGGUCAUCGUCGGCGGAGUCGGUGGUCUUCUCACGGUCUUCAUCUUUGGCACGAUCUACUACGGUAGCGCCCAGGCGGGAGGCGAGCUUCUGCUCGUCCAGCAGGGUCUCUAUUCUGGCGACUGGGGUGCCUUUGGCGCUUUCGUUGCCGCCCCCGUGGGAAGCUUCAUCUGGGCCUUCGCCGCUCUGGGUCUACGCCUCACGUAUCAAUUCGUUCGCUCCAAGAUGACUGGCCACCCAUUCACGGCUCUCGACCCUCCCGCUCGAGCUUCGGCUCACGACGAGGAGCCCGAGUAUUCCACCCAGAACGAAGUGGUUACUACCAAGGGCCCAGGCAAGUUCUUCUAG
This is a messenger RNA of Clonostachys byssicola, 1572 nucleotides long. The record is from the annotation of a GenBank genome assembly. NCBI's taxonomy places the organism in Eukaryota, Fungi, Ascomycota, Sordariomycetes, Hypocreales, Bionectriaceae.